AUGAACAAUACUAGCAACCAUAUCAACACGACCAACGUUAUUAACCAAGCAUUGGAAUAUCACUUGCUAACAUCCAAGCCUACUAAUAAUAAUAUAAAAGUCAAGCUAAAAGUAAAGUGGCAGGCUCCUCCAAGGAAUUGGUACAAACUCGAUUUUGGUGGAGCCUUCAACAAUAGCUGUUUACAUGAAGGUAUCAGUAGAAUAAUACGCAACAACAAAGGCGAAUGGAUGCUGGGAUACUACGAGAAGUAUCCCACAACAUCACCCAUCCAGGCUGAACUCCAAGCACUACGGCAUGCACUUCAAAUAAUUAUCAAGGAAAAUAUAUUCCCAGUUGAAGUUGAAACAGAUGCCAUAGAGGUCAUUCACUUCCUUUAUGAGGAUUAUCCUACUUACAAAGAUUUAAUUCAUGAAUGCAGGUGGUUAAUGGAGAAGGCAACGCAGCAAUGGGAGAUCAUAAUGAAGCAUAGCUUUCGUUAG
Molecule: messenger RNA, 480 nt
Organism: Nicotiana tabacum (common tobacco)
Lineage: Eukaryota; Viridiplantae; Streptophyta; Magnoliopsida; Solanales; Solanaceae
Source: RefSeq, a predicted model, not a curated record